Molecule: messenger RNA, 828 nt
Organism: Fundulus heteroclitus (mummichog)
Lineage: Eukaryota; Metazoa; Chordata; Actinopteri; Cyprinodontiformes; Fundulidae
Product: cellular retinoic acid-binding protein 2-like
Exons: 4
Coding region: 128-556 (142 amino acids)
Biological process (GO): fatty acid transport
Cellular component (GO): nucleus; cytosol
Molecular function (GO): fatty acid binding
Source: RefSeq, a predicted model, not a curated record
AGCCAAGCUGUGGGCCAAUGAAUGGAGGCGCAGAUGCAAGCGGAGGAGACCACUUUUUAGGAACCGAGGCACACCGACCAGAGUGCUUACAAUCAGACUCCGGCUCUAAUCUGCAAACGGCACCGAAAUGGAGAACAAAGUGACAGAUUUCUCUGGGAAAUGGAAAAUGAAGUCAUCGGAAAACUUCGAGGAGCUUCUGAAAGCUCUCAGUGUCAACGUAUUCCUGAGGAAGAUCGCGGUGGCCGCGGCCUCCAGCCCGGCAGUGGAAAUCACUCAGCAAGGAGAAACCCUGUCCAUCAAGACAUCCACCAGCGUCCGCACCACCAACGUGUCCUUCACCGUGGGUCAGUCCUUCAGCGAGGCAACAGUGGACGGACGGCCCUGCACGAGUUUUCCGAAGUGGGAGACAGACCGAAAGAUUAGCUGUGAACAGACUUUACUCAAAGGCGAUGGACCAAAGACCUCAUGGACCAGAGAACUGACCAACGACGGAGAGCUCAUACUGACGAUGACUGCCGGGGAUGUUGUCUGCACCAGAGUUUAUGAGAGGGAAUGAGGACAUUUUUACUGAGCACUGUAAUACUUCUUUUUGUGCUUCUUGCAUGGUUUUCAUUUACUCGGCUUGGUUUCCUCAUUCCACAUCAGCCUCCCACCCACUCAGUGCCGGUCAAGUCUUUCUGAAAAACAUUGAGCUGGACAGAAAAGGCGAGCUGCAUUUGACAUCAUUUUCUCCUAUCAUAUGGUUUAAUCAUGAUAUACAUUCCAUUUUAGUGCUUUAUCUUUGUGCCUUUAUUCUCGUUGUGAAUGUUAAUAAACUGUUUUAUAUGA